Messenger RNA from Arvicanthis niloticus (Nile rat), 4320 nucleotides. The record is from RefSeq and is a predicted model, not a curated record. Lineage: Eukaryota; Metazoa; Chordata; Mammalia; Rodentia; Muridae.
GCGCGGUACGCCGGCGUGCGUCGCGAGGGUGGGCGGGACCGCGCAAGCGCGCAGCCCGUCCCGGUUCUGGAGCAUAAACAAGAGUGGGGACGGGAUGAGGCGGCAGUUGGUCCCCGCGCAGCGAGAGGCGGCGAGCGGGGCGACCAGCCGGACCAGACGUAGGUCCUGAGUGUAGCGUGCUCCCCGCGGGCCGCCCGAGUUGAGCCGCGCGCGCUCCCGCCAAGGGGGACCGAGUCCGUCGCGCGCGCGCAGCCAUGAACCUGGCGAGCCAGAGCGGAGAGGCCGGCGCCGGCCAGCUGCUGUUCGCCAACUUCAACCAGGAUAACACGUCCCUAGCUGUUGGUAGUAAGUCCGGGUAUAAGUUUUUCUCCCUUUCUUCUGUGGAUAAGCUGGAACAGAUCUAUGAAUGCACUGACACUGAAGAUGUCUGCAUUGUGGAGAGAUUGUUCUCAAGCAGCUUGGUGGCCAUUGUCAGCCUCAAAGCUCCCAGGAAGCUGAAGGUUUGCCACUUUAAGAAGGGAACCGAGAUAUGCAACUAUAGCUACUCCAACACAAUACUGGCUGUGAAGCUGAACAGGCAGAGGCUCAUCGUGUGUCUGGAAGAGUCGCUCUAUAUACACAACAUCCGGGACAUGAAGGUACUUCAUACCAUUCGAGAGACACCCCCAAACCCUGCAGGCUUAUGUGCACUGUCAAUAAACAAUGACAACUGCUACUUGGCGUAUCCAGGGAGUGCGACCAUUGGAGAGGUGCAGGUCUUCGAUACCAUUAACUUGAGAGCUGCAAACAUGAUCCCAGCUCAUGACAGUCCCUUAGCAGCCCUGGCUUUUGAUGCAAGUGGGACCAAGCUUGCCACUGCUUCUGAGAAGGGAACUGUGAUUCGGGUGUUUUCCAUUCCAGAAGGACAGAAGCUGUUUGAGUUCAGGAGAGGAGUGAAGAGGUGUGUGAGCAUCUGCUCCCUGGCCUUCAGCAUGGACGGCAUGUUCCUGUCCGCAUCCAGCAACACUGAAACAGUGCACAUCUUCAAACUCGAGGCUGUGAGGGAGAAACCUCCAGAAGAGCCCACCACCUGGACUGGCUACUUUGGGAAGGUUCUCAUGGCAUCUACCAGCUACCUGCCCUCACAAGUGACAGAAAUGUUCAACCAGGGCAGAGCUUUUGCUACCGUCCGCCUGCCAUUCUGUGGUCACAAAAACAUCUGCUCACUAACCACAAUUCAGAAGAUCCCACGGUUGCUGGUAGGAGCAUCAGAUGGCUAUCUGUACAUGUACAACCUGGACCCCCAGGAAGGCGGCGAGUGUGCCCUGAUGCGUCAGCACAGGCUUGAUGGCAGCAUGGAGACGACCAGUGAGAUUGUGGACUCUGCGUCUCAUGAGUGCCCCUUAGCAACGCAGACAUACGGCACAGCAGCUGCCAAAGGUGCCUAUGUGCCCUCGUCCCCCACAAGACUUGGUAAAGGACAGGACGCCAACCUAGAAGCCUACACAGAUGACCUGGGUGCUGUGGGUGGCACAUGCCUAGAGGAUGAAGCCAGCGCUCUGCGCUUGGAUGAAGACAGCGAACAUCCUCCCAUGAUUCUCCGGACUGACUGAUCCUGACCUGUGAACUCUGGCCCAGUAGCAGACAACACUGGCCUGGCUGAGGACUCGAGCAUUGCUGCUAUGAACUUUGACCUGAAUUGAGGGAGAGGAUGGCAGAGACUUUAAAGCAAAGAGAUUGUAGUUAUAGCCUAUUCAUACUGUUGAGAAAAUACAGUUUCCACUUCAGUGACUUUAAUCCUGCUUAUGAAUUUACCUUUUGUUUUCUCUCUCUCUCUUAACUUCUCUCUCUCUCUCUCUCUCUCUCUCUCUCUCUCUCUCUUUUUGCCAAAAUUAACUGUUUGGUGAAGUCUGUGGAGUCUCCUUGCUUUGCAUGUGUGAUGUGCCAAGCCAGCAUAGGAGAGCAAGUGGAGUGGCCACUCCAUAGCAAGCCACAGUUGUCAGGUCUCAUGCCAGGGCGCGCAUGAAGAAGUGUCUAUCUGUGGUGAUUCUGCAGGGACAGGGCCCACGUGCCCACCAAGACCAGCCAGGGUAUCAGUGGACAGUGGCCUCUGUCAGGAGUCCUCUUGCCCUGCUGCCUCACCUGGGCUGUUUUCCUCCCAAUUUAUUAAACUAUUCCAGAUUGGAUCGUUCUGGGACUAGCUUCCUCCACGGGGACUGUUGUUUUGGGUCUUAGUCUCCAUGGGGAUCUUGAGAGGGAGAGAGGCAGUUUCUGCUUUCUGUGCCUUCUCUUCUGACAGGUGAACUUGGCAGUCUGCCGGGGCAGCCUGGAGCCAAGGAAGGUGAUUUCGUCAGUGUUGUUAAAUGCUCUGUCUCCUACUGUCCCCAUCCAUAACUGUGACUUGGUUUUUUGUUUUUGUUUUUAAAGGAGGGUCUAUAGCUACUCUGAUUCCUGUAAAAGCACAAAGGUGUAAGACGCUAUGUCAGGUGUCAAUCUGCUGACCUGGAGCUGUGCUGUCUGCCAGAGGCUCCUCUCCUCCCCAGAGACAGCAGAUAGUAGAGAGGCCCCAGGGAGACAGCAGGAGACUCCUCCCAGGGUGAUGUGCCUUUUCUUUUGGUCUUACAUGGGCAGGAAAGUGAGCUCAGAUGUUAGUGCUGCCCUGCGCCUCUGCUUUUGAUUGUUUGGUGUCUUUGGGGAAACUGUGGUCUCACCCCUCAGCCUCUGGAACUCACUAUAUAGCCCAGGAUGGUCUCAAACUCAUAGCAGUCCCCCUGCCUCGACUUCCUGAGAGUUGGAAUUACAGGUACCACUGUGCCCGGCUCCUUUCUCAGCUCUACAGAGGCUCCUUUCUCAGCUCUACAGAAUAAAAAGUUGUCCUCAAAUCUGCAUUCUGAACAACAGACCCUAGCAGGGUCCUGAGCAGGAAAUCAGGAUAAUAAUCAGGGUACCAGGUUAACCCAGCCCAGGUCAGGCAUCUGGACAAGAGGUAACUGCCACCAGGCCAGCGUGGUUACAUCUGGUAAAGUGUUUCUGCAGGGUGCCUGUAGUUAAAUCUGCUGGGGUCCCCUGUUCUUGCUGUCCAAAAGAUGACUAAUCACAUGAGUGUGGUUUGAGGGACGCCCACUAUUAGUUCUGGCUGCUGUUGGCAUCUGUGCCCUGGAGCAUCUGAGGAGCCAAACUGUGUACAGUUUUUGAGAUGUAGUGAGGCUGGGUAUGCCGGACUUUAAACUGCGUGUGUGUCCUAGACCCUGAUAACAUGAGACCCCAGCAGGUGGUCUGGUUCAGUGAGUACUUCUCUGGGAAACUAAAACUGGCCUUCACAGGACCAAGCACAGCCAGCGAGUACUGACAGGAACAGACUGGGAAGUCCACAGAGCUGAUUGGGAGCUGGGGUUUCCUGGAACCAAAGAGUGUGACUGGUGUGCUGGUGACCUUGGCCUUGCACGCUGUGGGUGUGGGACUCGGCUCCAUCUGCUGAGGCUUCCUCUCUUGGGAGUUCGUAUUCCAAAAACAUGUUGGAAUUCAUUUCUCCCUUUUAGCCUGGCUUUCCUUGCUUGAAAAAUUUGGUCAGAAAAGGCCUCUUUUGGGGUCUGGGGCUGUACCUUCAGUCGGUGGUCUCGCCGGGCUGGGCAGAUUUGGUGAGCCUUCCUCUCUUGGGACAGAUGAGGCUCUGCUGACCUCAGGCUGCCGUGCACCACUUGCAGGCCUCGGGUGUGAGGGAGGAGAGGAGCUGGCUGAGGUUAGUACUCGCUGUUGGGACGCACAGCAGUGGAGCCAACUGAGGAACUGAGUCCACACUCGAGUAAGUGCUGACCCCGGGCCUCACAGAGCCGGCAGUUGUAAGAUUUUAUUCCAAAGUUAAGAGAAAAUUUUGGAAUCGGGUGUGGCACACGCCUAUAAACCCAGCAGUCAGGAGAGUGAGGCAAGAGGAUUGCUCUAAGUUUGAGGCCAGCCUAGACAAUAUACUCUUGAGCAAACCUGGCCUACAGAGUGAGAGCCCUGUCUCAAAAAACCAAAGGGUGAUGACUUAAAAAAAAAAAAAGAAAAAAAAAAAAAAAACAACAUGGACUGGGAGUUUAAAAUCCCCCCAAAAUUUAAGAUUAGUGUGAAUUGGGACCAAAGCUUUUGUGUUUUCUCAAAAAAUGAAAGCAAGAGUUGAGAGUCCCUUGUCCUGCCUACACCAACAGCGUUAGCUAGGGGCAGGUCUUAGGGGCCCAGGCUUGGACUGUACAAGAAGAACCCUACCUCACAGGGCUGUUGUGAGGUGUGUGAGGGAUGUCCUGUGAGCACCCAGUGCUGGGUCUGGCCAGCAGUGGACUCCAAUAAACACUAAAACUGAAA